UCCUGCUACAUGUCCCAACCAGAACACACAUUACUUUCCCCUUCGUAGCAGUGAAACACAUGCGGUCGGAAUACAAACCUUACUCAUAACAAAAGAUGUGUCAAACGUACAAGAAGUCGCUGCGGUCACGGUUGUGAAACCAUGACAAGAUGAGAAGACACGGAAAAGCUAGGUUUGCCGUGGAUUUAGCACAUGCUAGCUGAUGCUAACUAAGCUAGCUGUGUAAGCUAACGAUGGGAAAGAUGCUUGAAAGACGAGUCGGACCACAGAUGUGCAGUACGUGAGUCUGACGAGGAUGGUGAUCGCGUGCUGAGGUCAGCAGACAUCCAGGAGCCAUGAAAGAAGAAGGCGGGACCGAGCGUUUGGMUGCAGCUCUGUUCGAGGACUCGGAUUUUCCCUGCACGGACUCGUCCCUGUUCUCUGACAGCACCACGCCCCUCGCCAAACUGCAGGGAGAGAUCGCCUGGCGACGCCCACAGGAGAUCUGCCAGUCGCCGAUUCUCUUCCCUCCAAACAUCAACAUGGCUCAUGCAAAACAAGGUCUGCUGGGAGACUGCUGGUUUCUCUGUGCCUCCAGUGUCCUGCUUAAAAACCAACAUCUUUUAAACAAGGUGUUUCCUGCAGAUCAGCCUCUGUGGGGAAACAGCAGAUACAGAGGCUGCUUUAGGUUUUGCUUCUGGCAACAUGGGAACUGGACAGAGGUGACCAUCGACGACCGCCUGCCCUGCAUCAAUUCCACCCUCUGCUUCUCACACUGCCACUCCCCCUCAGCCUUUUGGAUAGCCCUGUUGGAGAAAGCUUAUGCCAAGCUUCACGGWUCAUAUGAGCACUUGUGGGCGGGGCAGGUGGCGGAGGCCCUGGUGGAUUUGACCGGUGGCGUGGCUGAGCYCUGGAGCCUGGGCGGCUUUGGCUCAGAGGAGCAGCAGCGAACAGAGCAGGACAGUGAUCAAGUCCAGAGGAAAAAGCUGGACCUGAAUCUUCUGUCCCACGUGAAGGAUGACUGUGCGCUGAGCUGUUCCACCCACGGUGCCCCUGGAGGACUCAGUGAGACGGGUCAGUACCAUGCUCUGACAGUGAUGGAGUGGCUGGAUGUGAAGAAGGUGUCAGGGAGCGAGGUGCGGCUGCUCAGGAUCAGAAACCCGUGGGGUCGAUGCUGCUGGGGUGGUGCUUGGACUUGGAGUGGUGUCGGUUGGAGCUCUCUCGACUCAGAUUGCGCCGCGGACCUAAAAUCCAGGCUGGCAGAGGGCGAAUUCUGGUUGGAUGAGGCUGAGUUUAUGUCCCAGUUUGAUGACAUCACAGUGGGAUUUCCCAUCAGUGAUGAGGGACACUUGAAGAGCAUUUACACAGGAAAUCUUCUCACACACAACCAUCAGCUGGCCGGGCGGUGGAUAAAAGGGUACUCUGCUGGCGGUAGCCGAAACUCCAGCAGCUACAGCAGUAAUCCCAAGUUUUGGCUCAAAGUGUGUGAGAGAGGAGAGGUACUGAUGUCCUUACUGCAGCAUCGAAAAUGGAGAAACAGGAAAAACGCACAAAUGUCACUGGAGGCCGGCGGGAACACGAAGCACCAGCACUACCAAGCUAUUGCUCUGCACAUGUGGAAGGUGGACAAGAAGCGUUUUAAUCUGAGUCGUACGUUGAACAAACUACCUUUUUGUUCUACUCACUGCCAUGCCUAUGAGAGGGAGGUGGUCCUCAGCAGGCACCUGGAUCCUGGGUACUACCUUCUUAUUCCCAGCACCUACCAGCCAGGAGCUGAGACCUGCUUCCUGAUCCGGGUCUUUUCCUCCUCCUCCACAUCACUCAGUGCCCUGAAAAGCCCAGCAUCCUCACUGCCACUGACAGCAGAUGGCGAGUGGGAGACCACUUCCUUCUGUGGCUCAUGGGUGGAGGGAAGGACGGCCGGAGGAAGCAGGAACUUCCUGUCCCACUGGCGGAACCCCUGCUUCCCUUUCACAGUGUCCGAUGAGUCAGAUGUGACGUCUGGAGUUAACGUGAGGAUUACUCUGCACCAGAGCCGCCCUGACAACGAUCUGCUGCCGAUUGGUUUCCAUGUUUAUAAGGUACCUGGUGGGGUAUCGGAGCAGAUGACAGUCAAAGAGGGCGAUCCUGUGGCCAGUUGCAUCCCCCACUGUUACACGCAGGACGUCAGCCUGGCCUGCACGCUUCCUCCUGGAUCCUACACCUUAGUGCCGUCCACUUAUCAGCCGGACUGCUCGGCAAACUUCACCCUCAGCCUGACUCGAAGAAUACACAGAAAAGUGGUGAAAAGCCAGGAACAGCUUGGACGAAUGAUUCAGGAGGUCUCUCACGUCUCUGUGAUGAAAAAGUAGUUCUUGGGAUUGUUGCUGCUUGGCUGACGUCAGCUCAGCGUCCUGUGCCUUUUGGCCCACGAUGAAACAACCAGCCGCACCAUCAGCGCUCACCACAGAAGGCAGGACUGUGUUUGUGUUUGUAUAUAUGUACCAUGAGUGGCCGGCGGGCCAGGGAGACAAACCACCGAGGCUCUUGGUUUCUGUGCAGCCACACAAUCGGCGGUGAUUAGAACAUCAGAGGUUUUCGAUGGGCUGGGCUGCUAAUGAAGUAUGACGGCGCUGGCUGGUGUAAACAAACAGUGGCCACUGAAGAAUACCGCCACUGCAUUCGCUCAUUCACUCACUGCUGCGCCUGCCGGCUCAGAACAAAGAGUCCUCUCAUGAAGGUCCUCACAGAGGCACAGGGGGCAAGGGGUGAGGGUAUGGUCUGCAAAAGCAGAGCCAACCACACCAUGCCAUACCCUCACAAAGCUUCCCACCCAUCCUUCACCAUCAUACACUGAGCUUCUUAUGUAGCUAGAAUGAUUAUUUCUAGAUAUUUUACUUAUUUAGACACAAAACAGCUUGUGUCUGUAACAAAAACUAAUGGCAAACUGCACAAUUAGAAGCCCACUUCAUUCCCAAACUCGCCCUCCACCUUCCUUUUAGACCCCCGACUCGGUUCAAAGCUCUGCGUGGACCUGGACAGAUCCAUCGUUUGAAGUCGCCGCAAGAACAGAAGCCAAGCGAAGGGAUGAAACAAGGAGGGCGGCACAUCAGAGGAUGCGAGUUCAAACGAAGGGGCCCGCCGGUCCCUUUUGUGUCGAGGCUGCGCAUGCGCGCUGUGUGCCCGUCUGCUCGUAGCCGUCCCAUAUCUGGGAACUGAAGUCAUCAAGUUUCAGAGCCAAAGUUGGCCAACUUAAAAAGCUGUGAAAAACUGUCUGAGUCGUGUUGUGUACAUGUGAGUUUAUUUAUUAUGCUUGGAAGUAUUAAAGUAUGUUCAAUAAAUUGUUCCAACAUAA
Messenger RNA from Austrofundulus limnaeus, 3313 nucleotides. It is a transcript of the gene capn10, whose product is annotated as calpain 10. The transcript has 13 exons. Gene Ontology annotation, cellular component: cytoplasm. NCBI's taxonomy places the organism in Eukaryota, Metazoa, Chordata, Actinopteri, Cyprinodontiformes, Rivulidae. The record is from RefSeq and is a predicted model, not a curated record. Gene Ontology annotation, biological process: proteolysis. The coding region runs from base 336 to 2330 and encodes 664 amino acids. Gene Ontology annotation, molecular function: calcium-dependent cysteine-type endopeptidase activity.